Molecule: messenger RNA, 1542 nt
Organism: Aspergillus calidoustus
Lineage: Eukaryota; Fungi; Ascomycota; Eurotiomycetes; Eurotiales; Aspergillaceae
Source: the annotation of a GenBank genome assembly
AUGACUUCUCCAUCCACAGCUACGACUCGCCUGCAUAUUUCACCCCUCAAUCCGGAGCUCCUCCCACUAGUCCUACCUGCAUCGAUUCGUCCUCUUGCGACAGACAUAUCGUUCCACGAAAUCCCGACCUUCCCUGAGAACAACUACGGCUACGUGACAUUACCAGCGAUGGAGGCCGAUAGGAUCAAGAAGAAGCUCAAUGGGUCUAUCCUCAAGGGUCGGAAGUUCAAAGUAGAGUCAGCUCGACCACAAAAGCGACAAAGAGAUGAGGACGGGCAGAACACUCCCUCAGGCGACAAACCUUCUUCAGGCAAGAAGUCCAAAAAACACAAGGCCGAAGAUAACGUGCUAGAGGGCUACGAACUUCCGUCAGACCGCAAGGUCAAAAGGGGCUGGACGGAGUCGGCAAAUGACAAGGCAGACCGGCGAAAGAAGGAGAAAAGGUCGAAAAGCAAGGAUGAAAAGAGCGCCAAGUCUCAGUUGAAAUCGAAGUAUACCGAAAAGGCGGAGUGUCUGUUCCGAACAAAGGUGCCACCAAAUAAGGCAUCUCCCGAGCCCGAGAAGUCGAAAAAAAAAUCCAAGAAGGACAAGUCAUCGCAGGAGUCAGUUGUUCAUGAGUUCUCCAAGACAAUUAUGCAACCUACAUUCGUCCGGUCCAACGAUGGUGGUAAAGCUGUCACAACUACGUUUGACGAAGACAAAGGCUGGAUAGACGAAUCUGGGGACCUGAAGGAACCGGCCAGUGAGCGAAUCAGGAAAGAUCAAUACAGACCGGGGCAAGUUGUGGGACACAAGGAAAAGCCAAAAAGAACCAAGGUCAAGCCGCUCCCCGAGGGUGAAGAACCUGAGAAGGCCGAGACAAAGAGCCAAUCUGCGGAGCCUAAUGCGAUGGAGUCAGAAUCGGAAGACUGGACCUCUUCAAGUGGCUCGUCGUCUUCGGAAGGCGACAGUACGGACUCGGAGAGUGAUGAAAGUACCUCGUCCGACGAGUCCGAUGCCGAUGAAUCUGAAAAUGACGAGGGGAAAAGGUCAGGCAUUGAAAUUAAGCUGUUGGGUAAAUCAAACUCGACGAAAUCAGAAAGCGAAGAACAGCCGGCGGAUAUCCACCCGCUAGAAGCGCUCUUUAAAAAGCCAGCUGCAGAGAAAAAGCCCGAUUCGGAGCCGCCUGCGCAGUUUAGUUUCUUUGGUCAAGGAGAUGAAGAAUCCGAAGACGAGGCGCCGGCAAAAAUAGCACCACUCACGCCUUUCACCAAGAGAGACCUUCAAGACCGCGGGCUCAGGAGUGCCGCACCCACGCCUGACACAUCUCAGGUUACAAAAACCAUAAACUGGAACCCGUCCGAAAAUUCCGAAACGUCUCUACAUACAGAGAGCCCGGUCUCUAAGCUAGGCGCCGGUUCGAAAGCUGAAUCGGAUUUUGCCAAAUGGUUCUGGGAGAAUCGAGGAGACAACAAUCGUGCGUGGAAAAAAAGAAGGCGUGAUGCAGCCAAGGAGCAAAGACAGAGAGAAAACCGGCGGAAGGGAAUGAAGGGGAAAUCAUAG